Molecule: messenger RNA, 645 nt
Organism: Angiostrongylus costaricensis
Lineage: Eukaryota; Metazoa; Nematoda; Chromadorea; Rhabditida; Metastrongylidae
Source: the annotation of a GenBank genome assembly
UGUUUCCACACACUUACGGUCACGGUUCGAUCCGUCUUCACGUCUACUGUGCGGUACUGGCUUAAUGACUACGCAUCAAACAUAGGUUUUGGAAUAUUUCACUCUGGAAUCGAAGUUUAUGGCAUCGAGUAUUCGUAUGGUGGACAUCCUUAUUCGUUUUCCGGUGUGUUCGAGAACUCACCACAAGAUGCGGAAGAGUUAGGAGAGAAUUUCAAAUUUAGACAGUGCAUUGUAAUUGGUGAAACUAACUUCACACCAACUGCCGUUCAAGAGCUGAUAAAGUCACUCGGCCAGGAGUAUCGUGGCGACCGCUACCAUCUCAUUUCAAGAAAUUGCAACCACUUCAGCGCCGUCCUCGCUAAGGCGCUCACGGGUAAAGAUAUUCCUACGUGGAUCAACCGAUUGGCCAAUCUCAGCGGAUCUAUUCCUUUUUUAGAGAGAUGUUUACCACAAGAGUGGUUAACUCCAGUCGCUCUUCAACAAUCUAAACAAGAGCACAAGGAGACGAUUGAUUCGGCUGAAGAUGCUUUAGAAGUGAAAUUAAAUGGUGAGAUAUGUAAUAUUUAUCCACUUUGUUUAAAUGGGAAUCAUAAUGGUUUAACCAGCAAAUCUCCGAAAAAUGGAGAUUAUGCUGGGGUCGCUUAA